AUGCUUUUAACUGUAUUAAUUACUUUGGUACUUGGUACUGCAACUGCUAUUCCGGUACCCGAUGUAGUUUUCACUGGUCAACUCCAAUUAGGACCUCAGCAGGCUCAACAUCCUGCACAGUAUCAACAACGGCAACAAUUCCUGCAGCAUCCACAGCAGCAGCAACAGCAGUUCCAGCAGUACCCACAACAGCAACAACAGCACCCACAACAACAGUAUCCACAACAGCAGCAGUAUCCACAACAGCAGCAGUAUCCACAACAGCAGCAGUAUCCACAACAGUACCCACAACAGCAGCAGUAUCCACAACAGCAGAGGCACCGUUUAUUUUUUCAGGAAAUUCGUCCUGGUGAAAUUAUCAAUGCUCCAGAUGUUUCUAUGUGGGGCGGCAUUGCUGCCAAUCUCUUCGCUCUUCCGUACGCACCCAAGGCUGAGAGUUCAGGAGCCACCAUGAGCGAUUGUAAGGCGACAGAAGCUGCCGUUGUCUGUUCGCUGCUCUGGAACGGGCUUGAAAAAGAACGACGAAAACUCAUGGAGUCUUCAAAUCUCCGAGAAGAUUCCGGCGAUUGGAGACGAUCGAGAGAUUCUAGAAAUUCUAGAAAUUCGAGAGGUUCGAGAGAUUCACGGGAUUUUCGAGGGUCUAGAGAUUCACGGGGAUCUCGGCGUUCGAGUCAUAUGAUGAUGUUCGGAUGA
Condylostylus longicornis is the source of this 693-nucleotide messenger RNA. RefSeq lists its product as uncharacterized. Bases 1 to 693 code for a protein of 230 amino acids. The transcript has 2 exons. The record is from RefSeq and is a predicted model, not a curated record. NCBI's taxonomy places the organism in Eukaryota, Metazoa, Arthropoda, Insecta, Diptera, Dolichopodidae.